Molecule: messenger RNA, 1671 nt
Organism: Oryctolagus cuniculus (rabbit)
Lineage: Eukaryota; Metazoa; Chordata; Mammalia; Lagomorpha; Leporidae
Source: RefSeq, a predicted model, not a curated record
CGCCCCAACCGGGACUAGAACCCGGUGUGCCGGCUCCGCAAGGUGGAGGAUUAGCCUAGUGAGCCGCGGCGCCGGCCUCCUUUUGACUGUAGUGACUAAGCCACAGCACCUUCCUGAUGAACAGCGAGGAGGCCUGGGUUCCUCCACUGCUCCAGAGUUUCACCUCUCAGAUUCCCGUAAAACAUGUUGUCCAAUCUGAAACCUUACCACAACGACAGAGUCACCUUACCUGUUCCUGCCCUGGGAUUAAAGCCCAGACGGCCCGCCCGAGUACCCCACCUGAGCCUCUGCAAGAAGGCAGCCGUCUCCGACCCGGAACACUCGGCAUACUCCUCAAGCGACCUGCAGUAGCACCCAUGGCCCCAGAGAAGGUUCUAAUCCCCUCCCUCCUGCUGCUGCUGUCGCUACUGCUGAUGCCCACGGUCUCUAGCAACCCACAUUCAGGGGUCGCCAGAGGCCAUGGGGACCAACGCCAAACUUCAGGGAGGUGGCUCUGGGAAGAUGGCCAAGAAUGUGAGUGCAAAGGUUGGUUCCUGAGAGCCCCGAAAAGAAAACUCAUGACAGUGCCUAGGCUGCCAAAGAAGCACUGUCCCUGUGAUCACUUCAAAGGCACGGUGAAGAAAACCAGAGGGCAUCAAAAGUCCCACAGGCAGCCAAACAAGCACUCCAGAGCCUGUCAGCAGUUUCUCAAACGAUGUCAACUAGCAAGCUUUGCUCUGCCCUUGUAAGAGCUCGAAGAGUCCACCCUCCUCCUGAAACAUUCUCAGUCAAAAGGGUAGUGACUCUGCCUGGAGGAUGACCUUACUCUCUCCACUCCCUGUCCUUAUCCCCUAAAUCAUUCCAGGGCUCUCAAAAGGCAUUUUCCCAACAUCAUAUUGAUUAUUGCUUCCCAUAGGGUCUUCUGUUGUCUUUUCCUUCGCCCCCCCCCCUUACCCAAGCUUAAGAUCACCUGGAAGGAUCCAGAAACCCCAGCUACCUAGCUGAUCUCAAUUCUAAAUAUAGGCAGGAAAGUAGCAAACAGAGAUCAAUAAAUAUUUUUAAAUGCAAUAAGUCAAUAAUAUUUCUUUCAAAUAGGGACUGCCACGUCAGUUCAAUCCAGAUGACCCACUUUACCCUGUUUACGCCAAGCCCACUCCAGGUUCUAAGCACAUUCCUCGCCACCAUGAUCCUCACUUUCUCUCCACUGACUAACUUUUUAUCCUUCACUCAUUCAACAAAUUUUCCUUAGGUAAGAGCUAGGGACAAAGAAACUAGGUAUAGCAAUGAAACAGUUUUGGUCUUAUUAAAAAUAAUACAGGUUUAAAAGAAACUGGCAGUUCCUGAGCAUAUAAGGGGCUGCCUUCAGUAUUUACAAUUACUAUCAUCACCUCAUCAGCAUCAUCAGUAACAGUCAUUGUAUUCUGUGGAUUUCCAAUCUAACACAAGAGAUAUAUAUGUGGACAUAACUCAGGACUAGAAAGAUGGUGUAGGGUACCUCAAACACCAUUCAAAUGAGCUUCAGGCUGUAAAAAUGAAAGGAUAUCACACUUCAUUAUAUAUAUAAUAUGCUUCUAGUACGUAUUUAUUAUAUAGUAUGGGAGUGGAAUGACCAGAUCAACCAUCUGAGAAGAUUAAUCUGGUGGCCUUUUGUAUGAAUAAAUAAAAAGGAAAAAAAUCAUUAUAACAAGAAUA